CGAUGGCCGGCGGUAGUGCUGGUGGCAGUUGCCUGCAUGACGAGUACAAUACACGCCGAGUCUUUAUUAGGAAUAGGUGGAGGCAGUAUAUUUAGCAAUGAAUCCGACGUGCCAUGCCCGUUCGGGACCUUCCGAUGCUCCGAGGGAAAGUGUAUACCGCAGACGUCGGUCUGCAACUACCAAAAGGACUGCGAUAAGGGCGAGGACGAGUUCAGCCACUGCCCGCCACCGGAGUGUGAAACGGGCCAGAUAAGCUGCGGACAGUACGUGUUCAACAAAACGUACUGCAUACCGCCCCACUAUAAGUGCGACAUGACCAUCGACUGUGUGGAUGGGACCGACGAGUCCGACUGCACGUACCGCAAGUGCCAACCGGACGACAUCCGGUGCGGGACACCGGCCCAGGGCAGCAUCACGGCGGCGCUGAGCGGCCGGGGCGGCGGCACGGCCGACAUUUGCGUGCCGAAGGAGAAGCGCUGUGACGGUUACCUCGACUGCCGUACCGGCAAGGACGAGGAGGGGUGCCCGGGCGGCACCGCCUGCCGGCUGGACCAGUUCCGGUGCGCGAACGGGGCCCGCUGCAUCGACACGGCGCUCAAGUGCAACCACAAGAACGACUGCGGCGACAACUCGGACGAGCUCGGUUGCAAUUUCCCACCGUGCCACGGGGGCCAGUUCCGGUGUGCGAACGCGCUCUGCAUCCCGGCGACGUUCCACUGCGACGGGUACCACGACUGUUCGGACGAGUCGGACGAGACGAACUGCACGGCGAUCGCCUGCCCGGACAACAAGUUCCUGUGCCCGCGGGGCGGCCCCAACGGGCAGGCCAAGUGCAUCGUGAAGACGAAGCUGUGCGAUGGCAAACGGGACUGCGAGGACGGCACGGACGAGGAGACGGCCUGCUCGACGGCAUCGUGUCCGGCGCUCGGCUGCGAGCACAAGUGUGGCCCGUCCCUGACGGGGGGUGUGUGCUACUGCCCGGCCGGCCGCACCCUCUCGCCGGACAACCGGACGUGCGCGGACCUGGACGAGUGCGGUGUGUGGGGCCACUGCGAUCAGCUGUGCACGAACACGGACGGUUCGUUUGCGUGCGCCUGUGCCACCGGCUACACGCUGGUGGAGACGCAACGGUGCGUCGCCCCGACCGCGUCCUCCCUCGAGCUGCUGUUCGCGUACGACCGUGCGAUCGUGCGCAUGAGCGCCCACGGGCAGGACGCCCGGAUCGUGGCGAACGCGACCGGUGCGAGUGGGCUCGCCCUGCACCACGCCAAAAACCUGCUCUACUGGUCCGACGUGAAGACGCGCAAGGUCCAGUCUCAGAGCCUGACGGCUCCGGCAGCAGCGGCAGCGGCAGAUGGGGAAGGGAUAGGCCACGAGUUCACGCUGCCGGGGACGUGGGCCCCGGUCGCGAUUGCCGUCGACUGGAUCGGCGAUAAGCUGUACGUGGCGGACCUGGUCGGCCAGAAGGUGGAUGUGUUCGAGCUGGACGGGCGCUGGCAUGCGGUUGUGCUCGGGUCGAACCUAACCAGCCCGGCUGACCUGGCACUCGAUCCGACCGCCGGUCUUAUGUUCGUCGCCGACGGGAGCCACGUGCUGCGCGCGCACAUGGACGGGACGCACGCGACGUCGAUCGUGUCGGAAGCCGCCUACAAGGCGUCCGGCGUCGCGGUCGACGUGAUCGCGAAGCGUGUCUUCUGGUGUGACUCGCUGCUCGACUACAUCGAGUCGGUCAGCUACGACGGCACGGCCCGGGUGAUGAUCCUGCGCGGACAGCAGGUCCCGAGCCCGUCCCGUCUGACGCUGUUCGAGAACCGAGUGUUCUGGUCGGAUGCCACCAAGCAGGGCAUCAUGUCGGUGGACAAGUUUGACGGCUCCACCAGCAUCCAGUCGAUCUUCAAGGCGAAGGACAUCCGGGAACCGAGGGCCCUCGUGGCAGUUCACCCGCUUACGCAGCCAUCCGUCUCGAACCCGUGCGGUGCCAACAAUGGUGGCUGCUCUCAGAUGUGCGUGGUGACGGCCGUGCAGGGGGCACCGUCCGGUCUGGGGUACCGGUGCGCUUGCCACACCGGCUGGCAGCUGGCCCGCGAUCUGAUGAACUGCAACCUGGUGCGCCAGUUCCUGAUGUACUCGCAGCAGCGCUUCAUCAAGGGCAAGGUGCUUGACCCGGUCAUCGAAGGGUUCAGCGAUGCGAUCCUGCCGGUGGUGUCGCGGCGUGCCCGCUUCGUUGGGCUCGACUUUGAUGCGGUCGACGAACACAUCUACUACUCGGACGUGCUGCAGGACGUGAUCUACCGGGUGCACCGGAACGGGACCGGGCGCGAGAUCGUGCUUGCCUCGCAGAACGAGGGUGUCGAGGGACUGGCGGUCGACUGGGUGUCGAAGAACCUGUACUACAUCGACUCGCGCAAGGGCACGCUGAACGUGCUGUCGACGCAUAACACCGCCUACCGGCGCACGCUCCUGAAGAAUCUGAAGCGCCCCCGGGCGAUUGUGGUGCACCCGAACCGCGGUUACAUCUACUUCAGCGAGUGGGACCGGCCGGCCAAUAUAAGCCGCGCGAAUGCCGACGGCACCGGGUUGACCGUGUUCCGGAAUGUGACGCUCGGUUGGCCGAACGGGUUGUCGAUCGAUUUCCGUGAGGAUCGCGUGUACUGGUGUGAUGCGCUGCUCGAUCACGUCCAACAUGCCGCCCUCGAUGGGACGGACGUGCGGACGGUCAAUUCGCGCCUGAUCCGCCACCCAUUCUCGAUCGUCAUCCACGACGAGUGGAUGUACAUUACCGAUUGGCGGCUGGACGCGAUCGUGCGUCUCAACAAGCUGAGCGGCGAACAGGAGGAGAUCAUGGUGCGGGAACCGCAAACGAACCGCCUGUACGGGGUGAAGGUGUACAGCCACAGCGUGCAGCGCAUCGAUGCCGGGCAACCGUGCGGUGUCAACAAUGGGGGCUGCGAGAAGCUUUGCUUCGCGCUGCCGCGCAACGAUAGUGAGGCCGGUCCGGGCGCGGCGCCCUCGCUGAUGGUGCGCUGCGGAUGCCCGUACGGUGAGCGGCUCGACGACGAUGGGCGCAACUGUCUGUCGGACCCGAACGCGGAACCGCCGGUCCAGGCGUGCCCGAAUACGUGGGACUUCACGUGCAGCAACCAGCGCUGCAUCCCGAAGUCGUGGAUCUGCGACGGCGACGAUGACUGUCUGGACAACAGUGACGAGGAGCAGAACUGCACCAAGCCAACGUGCGGGACGAACGAGUUCCAGUGCAAAUCGGGCCGCUGCAUCCCGCUCAACUUCCGGUGCGACCAGGAGAACGACUGUGGCGACCACUCGGACGAGUUCGAGUGCGGUAACGUGACGUGCGCUGCGUCACAGUUCGCGUGCGAAAACGGCCGCUGCAUCCCGAGCAUCUGGAAGUGUGACAGCGAGAACGAUUGCGGCGACGGUUCGGACGAGGGCCCGUUCUGUGCGGAGAAAACGUGCGCGUACUUCCAGUUCACGUGCCCGCGCACCGGCCACUGCAUCCCGCAGAGCUGGGUGUGCGAUGGGGACGACGACUGUUUCGACAAGCAGGACGAGAAGGACUGCCCGCCGAUCACGUGCCUCGCGAACCAGUUCAAGUGCGCCGACCUGCGCCAGUGCGUCGAGGAGCCGUACAAGUGCGACGGCAUUCCGGACUGCAACGACGGUUCGGACGAGCUCGGCUGCCCGACGGUCGAGCCGAACCAGUGCAAUCUGGAGAAGCACUUCCGGUGCCGGGCGUCCGGUGUCUGCAUCCCGCUCGCCUGGCACUGCGAUGGUUCGAACGACUGCGACGAUCACUCGGACGAGGAGGAGUGCGGCCGGAUUACGUGCCCGCCCGGCUUCUACCAGUGCCGGACGGGGGGUCGGUGCGUCUACAAGUCGUACAUCUGCGACGGCCGCGACGAUUGCGGCGACGGCUCGGAUGAGGGUGUGGAGCACGCAUGCGUAGCACCGCCGGUCCGCUGUCCACACGGCCAGUGGCCGUGUCCGGGUGUAACGGGGCGCUGCGUCAACUUGACGGCCGUGUGCGAUGAUGUACCGGAUUGUCCGAACGGUGCGGAUGAGGGCCUCGGUUGCGAUUUGGCUCAGUGUCAGCACCAGGCGGGCCUGUGUACGAACGGCUGCCAGAAGACACCGCUCGGGGCGCUCUGUAUCUGUCCGCCGGGCGAGGAGCUCGGACCGGAUGGGCGGACGUGCCGCGAUCUGGACGAGUGCAGCCCGCCGGGCCUGUGCUCGCAGCGGUGCACCAACACGAAGGGCUCGUACUUUUGCUCGUGCGUCGACGGGUAUCUGCUGGAGCCGAACAAACACACGUGCAAGGCGGUCAACCACCCGGCCGCGUUCCUCAUCAUCUCGAACCGCCACUCGAUCCUGGUGGCCGAUCUGCGCGAGCAGGGUCUCGAGCGGGUCCCGAUCAUCGUGGAGAAUGUGGUGGCGACCGCCUCGAACAUGCACACGGGCACCAUCUUCUGGAGCGAUAUGAAACUGAAGCGUAUCUCGCGCCUUGACCGCGGUCAGGAACCGCAGGAACUUAUCACCACGGGCCUCGAUCUGGUGGAGGGCCUGGCGUACGAUUGGAUCGGCCAAAACCUGUACUGGCUCGACAGCAAACUGAACACGAUCGAGGUGGCACACGAAAACGGCACCGGCCGGUUGGUGUUGGUGCGGGCGAACAUUACGCAACCGCGCGGGAUGUGCCUGGAUCCGGCGCCGGGCGCCCGGUGGCUGUUCUGGACGGAUUGGGGCGAACAUCCGCGCAUCGAGCGUAUCGGAAUGGAUGGGACGCUCCGUGAAACGAUCGUUUCAACGAAGAUUUACUGGCCAAACGGGCUGACGCUUGACGUUGCGACUCAGCGCGUUUACUUUGCCGACUCGAAACUUGACUUUAUUGACUUCUGCUAUUACAACGGCACGGGCCGGCAACAGGUGCUAGCGGCGAGCCAUUACCUCCUGCACGCUCACUCCCUGUCGCUGUUUGAGGACACGCUCUACUGGACGGACCGGCAGCUGAACCGGGUACUGUCGGCGCACAAAUACCGCGGCACCAACCAAACCGUCGUCAGCCACCUCAUCUCGCAGCCGCUCUCAAUCCACGUACACCACCCGUCCCUCCAGCCACUCUACCCGAGCCCGUGUGCCACCGGCGAAGGUGUGGAGCAGCCCCGCUGUCAGCACAUGUGCCUACUGAGCCCGUCCGCCUCGACCGGCUACAGCUGCAAGUGUCGGCCCGGUUACCGCCUGCUCGAUGGCCCCGGCGGACGCUGUGUGGUGGAGGAGAACGCAUUCAUCGUGCUGCUGCGGGGCAACCAGAUCGUGGACGUCCCUUUCAACGGGGGUGACGUGCGAUCGAGUGGCCUCCUCCCCGUCGUCGGCAUCGAGGCCGGUCUAGGGCUCGACUACGAUCGGCAGGGUGAAACGCUCUUCUGGGUGCAGGCAAGCGGAACCCGUGCCACCACCACCACCACCACCAGCGGCAACGCCGCACCCGGGGACGAUACGAACGACGACGAAGCGAACUGUACGAUCUACUCCGCACCGUACGGGGGCGGUGGCAACCGGACCGAGUUCCUGGGUGCAGGCGAAGGCCUCGUCGGAGCACCGUACACCCUGGCGUUCGAUUGGAUCGGCCGCAAUCUGUACGUGGGCAAUCGACUCGCCUCGAACCUGGCCGCGAUCAGCGUCGAUGGGAAGCAACGAUACCGGGCGGUGGUGCUAGCGAACGAUGGGACACGCGGUUCGGUCGCAAAACCACGCCAGCUGGCCCUAGAUCCGGCCGCUGGCCGACUGUUCUGGCUGGAUGAUGGAGGCUUCGGUGUACCGACCAAACUGGCGGCCGUCAAUCUGGACGGCACGGAACCGAUCGUGUUGGACGAUGCGCUACAGUACCCGGAAUCGGUCACGGUCGAUGCGGAGCGGCGCACCGUGUACUACAGUGCGCAGUAUCCACCCGCGAUCUAUGCGCUCGCUUACGAGGGUGGCACGCGCCGCACCGUGCUCGGUGAGGAAGGUGGCAUUGCACGGCCCCGAGCGCUGAACGUGCACGAAUCGCGCCUUUACUUCCUGGACCCGACGUACGAGAAGCUGGUCCGGGUGGACCUACCGAACGGGGACAAUGCGCGGCUGCUGCUGGACAACGAACCGGAUCUGCGCAGUAUGGUGAUCUUCCGGAAGCGAACGGCACCCCCGGCGCACCCGUGUACCGCGAGCAACGGAGGCUGCGAGCACCUGUGUGUGCCGCGGGCGGGUGGCGCCCGGGUUUGCCUGUGCGGAUUGGGGUACAAGCGCGAGAAUGAGGUCGCCUGUACGCCGUACAAAUCGUUCGCCGUCGUGGCGCAGCUCGAUGUCGCCCGGGGCUACAAUCUGCUGGCCGGGGGCGCAAACGCUGCGACGGCGGCGGAAGCGAUGGUACCGAUCGCCGGACCCGGCCACCACAUCCUGCACGUGGACGUGCUGUACCGGGAGGGCUGGGUGUACUGGGUCGAGUACAACCGGGGCCACUGGAACGGGGUGUUCCGGGUGCGCCCGAACGGUACCGAGCUGGAGCACGUAAUCCGCGACGGUAUCGGAAGCAACGGGGUGCGAGGGCUCGCCGUCGACUGGGUGGCCGGGAACCUGUACUUUACGAACGUGUUUCCGCACGAAAACUACGUCGAGGUGGCGUGGCUCGAUGGAACGCACCGGAAGGUGUUGGUCCGCACGACAAACGAUGCACCGCGCGAGCUGGCGGUGAAUCCGGUGAAGCGGCUCCUGUAUUGGAUCGAUUACGGGCAGUACCCGCGGAUCGGCAAGUGUGCGCUGGACGGGUCCCAGUGGCAACCGGUCGUUACGUCGGGGAUUUCGAACCCGCGCGACCUGACGGUGGACGCGCUGACGCACGACGUGUACUGGGUCGACUCGAAGCUCGACACGAUCCAGAAGGUGUCCUGGAGCGGCGGCAACCGGCAGGUGGUCCGGCGGAACCUCGCCAACCCGAUGGCGCUCGCGGUGCACGCCGCCGACGUGUACUGGGUUGACCGUAACCUGCAGGCCGUCUUCCGGGCGUCCAAGUUUCCGGUGGCUGCGACGGCCAACGGAUCGACGGGGGCACUACCGGAGCGGCUGCGCACGAAUCUGCCGCGUUUGCGGGACAUCACCAUCUACGACAUCGCCCAGCAACCGAUGGACGACAGCAACCCGUGCCGGCGGCUCGGAAACGGUGGCUGCGAGCAGCUCUGCUUCGCCCUAGCGCCAGCGCCACUGGAAGCCGGUGGAGUGACUGCGGGCAGUCCGGUGAAACCUUCCUUCCGGUGUGACUGUGCGGUCGGACGGCUAGCGGCCGAUGGGCGGCAUUGCGAGACGACCGACGAGUACGUGAUCUUUGCGACGCGCACCGAAAUCCGGGCAAUCGACCUGGAUCCCAGCUCGACCGCCGUCCCGUUUGCGCCCGUCGUCAACCUCACGAACGUGGUGGGGCUCGAUUUUGAUUACGCCGACAACAAGCUGUUCUUCACGCAGAUCCGCCCGUGGGCCAAGAUUGCGUACCUGCGGGCCGACAAACCGGGCGCCGCGGGGGCGGUUGGUGGGCCGUCCGCCAUUACGUCGGUGCUGACGCGUGGCAUCAACCCGGAGGGGAUUGCGUACGAUUGGACGCAGCGGAAGAUCUACUGGACGGACAGUUCGAACAAUUCGAUCUACGCGAUGAACACGGACGGCACGGAGCUGGUGAUGAUUGCGCGGGUCGAGCGACCGCGGGCGAUCGUGCUGGAUCCGUGCAACGGUACGCUGUACUACACCGACUGGGGGCGGUUCGGGACGUCGGGGAAGAUUUUCCGCACGACGAUGGCGGGUGGGUUGAAGCGGGCCGUCAUCGAUCGGGAUCUGUCGCAGCCGAGCGGGCUGGCGCUGGAUUACGACGAACGGAUGCUGUACUGGACGGACGCGGUGCGGGAGAAGAUUGAGCGGGCCCGGUUGCCGGAUGGGCGCGACCGGGAGGUGCUGAUCGCGGCCACCAUCUACCCGUUCGCGAUCACCGUGUUCCGGAGCUACAUCUACUGGACGGAUCUGCAGCUGCGCGGCGUGUACCGGGCGGAGAAGCACACGGGCGCGAACGUGGUGGAACUGGUGAAGCGGCUGGAGGACUCGCCGCGGGACAUCCACGUGUACAGCGCGCAGCGGCAGCAGUGCCGGGCGAAUCCGUGCUUGCAGCACAACGGGGGCUGUGCGCAGAGCUGUCACCCGGGGCCGGCCGGGCAACCGGAGUGUCGGUGCGAUGACACGACGAAGCCGGUGAACGAGGGGCGGAUGUGUGCGCCGCGGAACCAUACGUGCGAUGCGAGCAAGUUCUACUGCCAGAACGGGAAGUGCAUCUCGCGGAUGUGGUCCUGCGACGGGGACGACGACUGUGGGGACGGGUCGGACGAGGACGUGCGGUACUGUGCGUUCCACUCGUGCGCACCGAACGAGUUCCGGUGCGCGAACGGGCGGUGCAUCUUCCGGUCGUGGAAGUGUGACCACGAGAACGACUGCAAGGACGGCUCGGACGAGGAAGGCUGCAGUUACCCGCCGUGCGUGGAGGGUGAGUUUACGUGCGGCAACGGGCGCUGCAUCCCGGCCGCGCAGGUGUGCAACGGGAUUAACGAUUGCAAGGACAACGGGACGUCGGAUGAGACGCACGAGCGGUGCCCGACCAAUACGACGUGCCCGGCGCACCAUCUGAAGUGCGACCGAACGAACAUCUGCGUCGAGCCGUACUGGCUGUGCGACGGGGACAAUGACUGUGGGGAUGCGUCGGACGAAAACCCGCUCCAUUGCGCCCAGCGGACCUGCCCGCAGAACAGCUUCCGGUGCCCGAACCACCGGUGCAUUCCGGCCACCUGGUACUGCGACGGGGACGACGAUUGUGGGGACGGAGCGGACGAACCGCCCGAGUACUGCAAAUCGGAGGGCAGGACCUGCUUCGGGGAUCUGUUCACGUGCGACAACGGGAACUGUAUCCCACGGAUCUACAUCUGCGACGGGGACAACGAUUGUCUGGACAAUAGCGACGAGGAUGGGCGGCACCAGUGCAAUGAUCGGAAGUGCGACGAGGAUACGGAGUUUACGUGCGACGAAAACAAGGCGUGGGCGCGGGCCCAGUGUAUCCCGCGCAAGUGGAUCUGCGACGGUGAUCCGGACUGUGUGGACGGAGCGGACGAGAACACGACGCGUCACAGCUGCCCGUCGCCGGCGCCUUGUGCCGACGAUCAGUUCACGUGCGCCAACGGGCGCUGCAUCAACCAGGGCUGGGUGUGCGACCACGACAACGACUGUGGCGAUGGGUCGGACGAGGGCAAGAGCUGCAACAGCCAGUACAAGACGUGCACACCGCAAGAGUUCACGUGCCAGAACUUCAAGUGCAUCCGGAACCAGUACUGGUGCGACGGCGAGGACGACUGCGGCGACCACUCGGACGAGGUCGGGUGCCGAAAGGAGAACACGACCUGCCCGGACGGGAAGUUUGGGUGCAGCAACGGCCAGUGCAUCGACUACCAGCUGGUGUGCAACAAGGUGCCGGACUGUGCGGACGAGUCGGACGAGCCGCUGCACUGCAACGUGGACGAGUGCGCGAAGGUGGAGAUCCACCGGUGUGGCCACAAGUGCGUCGACACGCUGACCGGUUACUACUGUGACUGCAACCAGGGCUACAAGUUGCUCGAGGACGGGAAGGCGUGCGCGGACAUCGACGAGUGUAUCGAGACGCCGGGCGUGUGCUCGCAGCACUGUUCGAACACACCGGGCGGGUACUACUGCAAGUGCGACGAGCGGUACUACGAGCGGCAGAACGACGAGCACACGUGCAAGCGCAAGGACCGCACGGUACCGUGGUUGAUCUUCAGCAACAAGUACUACGUGCGCAACAUGUCCGUCGACGGGCGGCAGUACAACCUGAUCCACCAGGACCUCAUGAACGUGGUGGCGAUCGAUUUCGAUAUGCAGCAGCAGCAGAUGUACUUCUGCGACGUGACGGCGAAAACGAUCUUCCGGUCGAGCUUCGGGUCGCUGGUGGAGGACGUGCGGAUCGAGAAGGUGCCGGUGAUCAAGCAUGAUUCGCACGGCCUCGAGGGGAUCGCCAUCGACUGGGUUGGCCGCAAGCUUUACUGGCUCGAUCGACACUCGAAGAACCUGGACGUGGCGGAGCUGGACGGGACACGCCGGCGAACGCUGCGUAGCGGUGUGGUCGAUCCACGUGCCAUCGUCGUUCACCCGGGUAUCGGGUACCUCUAUUUCACGUCCUGGCACCUACAGGCGUACAUCGCCAAGAUGGGCAUGGAUGGGUCGAACUUUACGCGCAUCCUCACGUGGGAGGAUAAUAUUGCGUGGCCGAACGCGCUCACGAUCGAUUACUUCACCGACCGGAUCUACUGGGCGGACGCGCAUCUCGACUAUAUCGCGUUCGCGGACCUAGAGGGCCGCCACCGGCACGUGGUGUUGAGUGGGGCGCGCGUCCCGCACGUGUUUGCGCUCAGCAUCUUCGACGACAGCCUGUACUGGACCGACUGGAACCUGAAGGCGAUCGUGCGGGCGAACAAGUUCACCGGCGCGAACUACACGAUCGUGCGGAACACGACGCACCGGCCGUACGACAUCCACAUCAGCCACCCGUUGCGCCAGGUGGCGUUCGCAAACCCAUGCGCCGGCGGUGGGAAUGGGGGCUGCACGCAUCUGUGUCUGCUGGCGCCGCCGCUCGAGUCGACCUACCUGAACGUGGAGGGCUACAUCGAGGAGGGCGCCCCGAGCUACCGGUGCGCCUGCCCGAACCAGUUCUACCUGGCGCGCGACCAGAAGACGUGCAUCGCGAACUGCACCAGCGGCCAGCACCGGUGCGGGGGUUCGGACGAGAAGUGCAUCCCGUGGUUCUGGAAGUGCGACGGCGAGCCGGACUGUCAGGACCGGUCGGACGAGCCGGCCGACAGCUGCCCGGCCCGCCACUGCCGGGCCGGCACGUUCCAGUGCGGGAACGGCAACUGCACGCCCUCGACCACGAUCUGCGACGGGACGGACGACUGCGGGGACGGGACGGACGAGCAGAACUGCGAUCUGCCGUGCCCGGUGUCGGACUUUAAGUGUCGCUCGAGCGGCCGCUGCAUCCUGGACAGCUGGAAGUGUGAUGGCGAUGCCGACUGCAAGGACGGCAGCGACGAAGACCCGGACAUCUGCCACAAGCGGGCGUGCAACCCGGAGACGGAGUUCAGCUGCAAGAACGGGCGCUGCAUCCCGAAGCUGUGGAUGUGUGACUUCGACAACGACUGCGGCGACGACUCGGACGAGCCGGCGUACAUGUGCCGGCAGCGGAACUGCACCACCGGGUGGUCCCGGUGCCCGGGCCAGUCCAACUACCGCUGCAUCCCGCGCUGGCUGUUCUGCGACGGCAAGGACGACUGCCGGGACAAGAGCGACGAGCUGCCGGAAAACUGCCCACAGUGCAACCCGGAAACGGACUUCAAGUGCGGCAACAACCGCUGCAUACCAAGGCAGUGGAUGUGCGACUUUGCCGACGACUGUGGUGACGGGAGCGACGAGAACGAUACGCAGUGCAAGGGCCGGUACCGGGAGUGCUCGGAGUCGGAGUUCCGGUGCGACAACGGCAAGUGCAUCUCGAGCCGGUGGCGGUGCGACCACGAGGACGACUGUGGUGACAACUCGGACGAGUACGGGUGCGAGGGUUUCCAGUGCAAGAACGGUACGUUCCAGUGUGCGUCAGGCCACUGCAUCGCCGCGUACUUCCGGUGCGACGGGGAUCGCGAUUGCCGCGAUAUGUCGGACGAGAUCGGCUGCCCGGCACGGUUCCCCGGGGGCCGCUACUGUCCCGAGUCGCGGUUCCAGUGCAGCAACAACCUGUGCGUGCUGCCGUCGGAUCUGUGCGACGGAACGGACGACUGUGGCGAUGCGUCGGACGAGGCGCCGGCCGUGUGCACGAACUUUAACUGCGACACGCUGCGGCGGUUCCAGUGCGCGAACCAUCGGUGCGUCGCCCGGUACCAGAUCUGCGACGGGGUCGACAAUUGUGGCGAUGGGUCGGACGAGAACAAUAUGACGCUGUGCGCGGCCCGCCAGAAGCCGUGCGACCUGUACACGCAGUACCAGUGCGCGAACCGGAAGUGCAUCGAACGGGCGCAGAUCUGUGACUACGCGGACGACUGCGGGGACAGCUCGGACGAGCUCGGUUGUCACCACGCCGCCACCUGCUCGGCGUUGACGCGGGGCGGGUGCGAGCACCAGUGCGUGAACCUGACGGACGGCGGGUACAUCUGUGCGUGCUACGCCGGGUUCAUUAUCGACGCGGCGAACCGGAAACGGUGCACGGACAUUGACGAGUGUGCUACGGGGACGCACGGUUGCUCGCAGAUUUGCACCAACCUGAACGGCACGUACGCGUGCUCGUGCCGCGACGGGUUCCGGCUGUCGGACGGCGUGUCCGGCGUGUGCCGGGUGCUGCGCGACGAUCCGCUGCUGGUGCUGUCGAGCGAGUCGGAGAUACGGGCGUACGACGUGGGGCAGAACCACCAGUUCGGGGUGAUCGGGGGUGAGAAGCACAUCGAAACGGUCGACUACAACCCGGAAACGCAGAUGAUCUUCUGGACCGACAGCAAGGACAAGACGAUCAAGCGCUCGUACAUGGUGAACGCGGCGAACGGUGAGGCGAAGGUUGGGUUCGCGCAGGACCUCAACAUGAAGGGCAACUCGAAGCCGACGGCGCUAGCCGUCGACUGGGUCGCCGACAACCUGUACUGGGCGGAGACGGAUCGGGCCGGGCCGAAGCCGCGGGGUCGCGUGAUGGUCGCGAAAACGGACGGCCGGUACCGGCGGGCGCUGGUGAACGCGGGGCUCGAGGUGCCGACAUCGAUCGCGCUCGACCCGCAGCUCGGGCGGCUCUUCUGGGCCGACGCCGGCUCGGCGCCGAAGAUCGAGGUCUCGUGGAUGGACGGUUCCAAGCGGCGACCGAUCAUCACCGAAGCGAUCCGGCACCCGGCCGGGCUGACGGUCGAUUACGCGCAGGACCACAUGGUGUACUGGGUCGACACGAAGCUGAACACGAUCGAGAUGAUGAAACCGGACGGUACGAUGCGUCGGGCCGUGCUAAAGGGCGACCUGCUCAAGCACCCGGUUUCGCUCGACGUGUUCGAGUCGAGCCUGUACUGGAUCACGCGCGACACCGGCGAGCUGCUGCGCCAGGACAAGUUCGGGCGCGGCGUCCAGGUGACGGUCCAGCGUAACCUGGCCAACCCGUCCAGCAUCAAAGUUUACCACGAGCUGCGCUACAACACCACGCUGAACAACCCGUGCUACCGGAACCCGUGCUCGCACCUGUGCCUGCUGGUACCGGGCGGCCGGCGCUGCUCCUGCCCCGAUAACACCGUCCCCACAUCGCACCGCAGCACCACCGAAGUCGUGUGUGAUGCGCCGACGGAACGGCCACGACCAGCGCCCCGGGUCUGCCCGUGUCAGAAUGGUGGCCUUUGCCAUGAGGGUGGCGGUGGCGGCGGCAGCGAUAGCAGCAGCACCACCGCCGGUGAGCUGGUGUGCGUGUGCCUGCCCGAGUUCUCGGGGGCGCACUGCGAGGUGUACAGCGAGAAGAUUCUCGGCUCCACCGGUGGCAGCGCGGCGGCCAUCUUCAUCCCGAUCCUGAUCGUGAUGCUGGUCGGGGUCGCCAUCGGGCUGUUCUUCGUCGUCAAAAAGCGCCCAUUCGGAAAGCCCAGCCUCAGCUCGUCGCAGAGUGUCUCGUUCCGGCCGGGGACGAACGUCGAGUUCAGUUCGGCCGAAUUUGCAGCCGCAGCCGCAGGGGCUGGCGGCGCAGGUGGUGGCCAGCCCGGCCAUCACCGACCGGGCGCACCGGGCGCUGGCGGACUCAACAGUGGGCUGCCGGUCGGGGCACCGCUCGAUGGUUACAGUUUGGACACGCUCAACCACAAGAACACGGACUUCAGCAACCCCAUGUACGAUGCCGUCCAGGGUGGUACCGAUCCGGGUGCGGGCGGUGACCUUUCUUCCGAUAUCUACGAUGUGCCGAUGGAGGUAGGCAAAGGGGGCAGCAAGAAGGGCGGCGGCGGUGGCUCGUCGAUUGGCAGCAGCGGUCCGUUCUCCGAGCCAGUGUCGGCGAUUCUCGCCCCGAGCAGCAUCACCCACCGGACGUCACCGCAGCUGAACCUGCGCCCGAAGGAGCUCAACCCGUCCACCCACGACACCGGCAAGGACACGCAGCUUCUGGUCGAGGAAGACAAAUCGGAGUGCUAGUGCCCCAGGACACGCGGCGAACAGCCGGCUGGCUAGUGGGUAGAGGGCCCCGCCGCAGCUUUCGCGUUUAGGGGAGCGCGUUUCCAUGUGCUGUGCCGAAUGUUUGUAUGCACGUGUAAGUCUGUGUGUUUGUAUGUGUGUGUGUGUCUGUAGCAUCUAUUGUGUAUGAAUGAAUGGGUCUGUUAGAACACAAGUGUGGAGCCUAGCUCUCAAAUCAUCCGGAAACACGCGUGUCGCGCACAGAGGAGAAAGGACAUGAAAAGAGAAAGAGAGAGAGAGAAUAUUGUUUCGCAAAACUUACCAUACCGAACGCACCGAACGGGAGCGCUAUCCUAAUGAGGUGUUUGAAAAACAAAAAAAAAAACCCCAAACACUAAACGAGCUGAAGAUGGCCAACCCUCCCCUCGUGAGACACAGAAAGAAGAGAAGGGGGAGAGAAACACAGAGAAAGAGAGAGAGAGGGAUGGAGAGUGGAGCGCACUCAAGUUAUUGUCCAUAAUUGAAGCAACUACGACUACUAGGUUUUGUACAUAUUUAAGCUGAUGGAAACUUUGUGUUAAUAUUGAAUUUUAAAUAUUUGAAUAUUUAUGAUAAAGUGAUCGACGGCGUCGACGGUUUUUUUUUACCGCCGCCAGCUUGGAAGGAAGCACAGAGAGGACAGGCGUAGCAGCACGACCGACCGGAAGUAGGAGUAGGCGAAGCACCACGGGGAGGGAGCAACGGUGGGGACACAGUUAUAGGAAGCCAUGGCAUAUAUGGGUGUCGGCUAAUCCAACGACCGCGGGAAAGUAAACCGUGUGUGUGUGUGCGUAUGGGGAAGAUGGGACGAUUUUUAGCUCAAGUAUAGUUGUUCUAAAAUAUUUUAAACAAUGUUAAUUAGUAGUGCUCUGAACUAGCGCUGAGUGCAAGGUUCUAGUUUUCGAAAAAAAUAUGACAUAAAACAUACCUCAUCGCCUUCUCGCUUCUUUCCACCGAACGGCCGUAAAAACGCCCGCGUCUCCGUCGACGAGAAAUGUCGUUGCUCUUUUUUUUCUUUCGAGAAUACAUAAAAGAACGUUAAAGAACGUAAAAGAAACACGUUUUUUAACACAGGGUUUGGUUAGGCGCACUG
Messenger RNA from Anopheles cruzii, 15373 nucleotides. RefSeq names its product low-density lipoprotein receptor-related protein 2 (gene mgl). Gene Ontology annotation, molecular function: calcium ion binding; protein binding. The record is from RefSeq and is a predicted model, not a curated record. The transcript is spliced from 16 exons. NCBI's taxonomy places the organism in Eukaryota, Metazoa, Arthropoda, Insecta, Diptera, Culicidae. The annotation marks the transcript as partial.